Porites evermanni is the source of this 4429-nucleotide messenger RNA. The record is from the annotation of a GenBank genome assembly. Lineage: Eukaryota; Metazoa; Cnidaria; Anthozoa; Scleractinia; Poritidae.
AUGAUUUCAGAAGCAGGAAUGGUCUGUAUCGCGGCAGGAGGUGCCAGAUUAAGAGGAAAGUUUCGCUUAUCCAAAGGAGAAACAACUCAAAUACUUGUUGGUCAAGAGGGAAGUAUAAACCUUAAAGGUCUAAGCAGUGGUGGUGGUGGAGGUACGUUUGUGGUGAGAGGACGCAACACGCCUUUGAUAAUAGCUGGCGGAGGAGGAGGCAGGGAAGUUGCUCGGUCGAGACAUUCUGGAUGCGAUGCUUCUACGGGGACAGCAGGGAAUCCUGGGCACAGGUCAUGGUCGGGAGGGAGUGGUGGACAAGGAGCAACGACCGCUGACAGGAGUAACUCAGGUGAGACGAGUGUGUUUCAAGAUGAGAAGGGUCACCACGACAGCAAUCUUUGCUAAAUCUACUAUCUAACUACAUCUGCCUUCUUCAAUAUGGAGACUACCUUCGUCGAUGGAGGUCAAAGUCCUCAACCUUUGGUGUCCACUUUUUCAGAGUUUUAAGAAAGACGUUAUAUUCGUCACUCAUGCAUUAAAGACAAACAAAGAAAAACUCUGUCUCCACUUAGGAUGCGAACUAAGGGACUUGUCAGAAAUUAGCUGGGGGGGAGGGGGGGGGUGGAAACAGAGGGAGGGUCACAACUUUUUGAGACUCAGAAAAGGGAGGGGUCAUGAAAAAUGGGCCGUUAAAAGGGGGAGGGUCAUGCAAAUAUAUGCCCGUGAUCAUGUAGACGUUCACUCACAGAAGAAAAACAAAAUUUCUUUAUUUCGUAAAAAAAAAAGAGCAAUGGAAUAUUAUGGAUAUAAACUGUGAAGUAUUUAACAAACAUUUACUUUUCAUUUAUAAAAAUGCUAUAGAGUCUUAUUGCAAUAACGAAUAAUGUUGUUGUUAAUGUUAUUAAAGUUUUGGCUAUCCUUUUCAUCCCUGUCUUCAGCAUCACUAUCAAUGCUGCUGUGAGCAUCUUGAUCAUCAUCAUUUAUGUCAUCAGCAUUUUAUUUUGUUUAUUUUAUCUUAUUUUAUUAGCUUCGCAUUGAUACAAUCACUUUCAUCAUCAUCAUGAUUUUCAUUUAAGUUGAAGCGUAGAUAUUGCUUGAUAAUGUCCUGUGAUUCAUUGGUGAACAACCCUUCUCAAAGAUAUAUGGCCUUUGCGUUUUGAGGAACCCACUUUUUCCUUCAUAAUGAAGAAAUAAUGGGCCAAUAGCCUCUGUAAUAUCACGCGAUUCUUGCUGAGGUGUAAUAUGGUUUCAAUAGCUCCUUUGCAGUUAGCUUCCAUUCUUUUUGCCCUAGCUUUCUUUGCUUUGCUUUUAUUUUGCUUUUGUUUCCUUUUUUUUCUUGUUCAUUUGUUUUUCUUGUUGGCUUGGAAUCCUGCACCUUAAAGAGCCUGGAACAUUUUUCUUUCAAUUCUGUAAGGUGGGGAGGGUCAUGAUAUUUUAGACCAAGCUCAAGGGGAGGGUUAGCAAAUUUCACUCCCAUUGCAGGGGUGGGUCACCUAAUUUCCGAACCCAAAUUUAAAAUUCCCACCCCCCCUCCCCCCCUGCUAAUUUCUGACAAGUCCCUAACUAGAUGAAAGACAACAGUCCGCGUUUAAAAGUAAAGUUUUCCCAUUGCUAAGUUUCACUUUGUCUUAUCUCUUUUUCGGUAUUAUUAACGAAUACCAUCACAUCCAUCGUAUGCUGACCAUUUUCUCAUAUCAAUUAAAACGUUGAAAAUGAAAGAGCUUCACUCGUCAGCCUUCUUAGCUUCUAAAGACUUUCUUGCCUUGUUUCCUCAAGAUGGCUUGAAAGAAUUGUAGGUAAAAUUGUUUAACUUUCAAUCAUUCAUGAAAUUAAUUUCUGUUUUAUUGUUCCUCAUAUACACUAUGGCCAGAAUUUAAUUUCACGCACGCGCGGUAGCAGUGGACACGUAGAAAAAAUUCCAACAGCAAAAAAUGAAAAAAUUACAAAGAAAUGUGGGAUAAGUAUAUGUAAUCAAUUGGUGACGAGUGAAAUUAGGGAAUAAUUUUACUUCCCGAGCCUUUAGGCGAGGGAAAUUAUUAGGAUUUGGACAAAACGCAAGUGAAAUUAUUCCCUAAUUUCACGAGUAUACCAUUUGAUUACCUAUUAAUAUCAUGGGUGACGAAUUACGUUAGCAAUCUUGGAUUUUUGACAUGUUUAUCCUGGAUCGUAUCGAUCGAAAACUCCGGCACUCUCUCAAAUGUUUAGACGGACCUUAAAUUUGGCUUAUAAAGUUCAGAAUUUUUCAGACUUUUUCGGCAAAAUACCUGUUUCUGUAUCCUUCUUGAUGUUCUCUUGUGUGUUCAGGUUUUCUAAAGCGUCUUUUUGUGCCCUGACAUCUUCAUUCACGGCAUUUUAAAACUUCGUCGCCAUCUUGACACUGAGACGUACGUUAGGUCGCCAUGGUAAUUUUGUAAUUUCACAUGUGAAAUUACAAAUUAACGCUGAAAUUUCGCGCCAAAAUUAAGGAGUAAUUCGUCACCCAUGAUAUUAGUAAAAUAAUUUUCGAUACGUACAGCAUGUUGUUCGAUAUACAUGAACACUAGGACGCGAUUGAUACUAAAAGGUUGACUUUUUUAAAUCUUAGUUUUGACAAACUUAAACUCCUACCUUCAAAUGUCGAGCUUCCCAGAAUGGAAAUAAAAAUACGAAAAAAUUACCUGCGUCUUCCAUAUGAUUCUAUUGCAAAUGGAGCACUGCCACCUUGAUUAACCUCUUUCCUUCGGUAAUUAAUGACAAUUCCGCUGGGAAACUCUCAGAGGAUGCGAUUAAAUCUUCAAGUACAAAGUCUUAUGUUUCUAUCGUGAGUUUUUUGUCCACUGAAAAAGUAUAUUCUUCCUUCCCACGUUUAAAGAAGUUGGAGUUGAUUCUAUUUAUGAAUACGCUUCUACUACACGGCUUGAAUCCAAGACCUUCCCUCUACAAUAUCUCAGCCAAAAUCAUCUAAAUUGUCUCAAAAACCUCUUGUUCGAAAGCUUAUUUCUUUGAGUUUUCGUGGCCAUUUUUGUUUGUGGCAAUAUUUUUGACCAGCGGCUUUUAUUUGACCAUAAACCAGUACGUAUUUGACCACUCGAACUUUCCGAACAUUAUGAACCCGGGAAUCACAGUAAAACGAUUGCGAAACUACGAAACAGUCUGAAUAUAAGUCGCGCGAAAUUUGACGUGCGAGAUUUCUGGACAUAAAAUGAAAUACAUAUAAAGGCAAAUAAUAUUAGAUAAAUACAUACAAACAUAUGGUAUGAUGAAAUUUGUGGUAUUUAACAAAUAAUAAGGAAUAUUAGUGACUCACAUCGAGACCUAAAGUACGGGUCGCUGAAAAGAAUAAUUGUUAAUAGCUUUCCCAGCAUUUACAGCGCCCAAAAUACAUUGUAUAAAUAUAGGUGAUGUGACUAUAUUUACUUUUGUCAAUAGAAUCUUUAUUUUAAUUGUUGAAUGAAAAAGCUUCAGGAAAUCCACCUGCACAUGUUACCUUUUUUUAGUUAAGAGUUAUUUAAUUAACAAUUAAUUAAUGAGGCUGAGUAUCUUAUGAAGAAUUAUGGAGAUCGAGGAGGGUGUUACGGCCUCGACGGAUAACACCCUCCGAGAUCUCCAUAAUUCUUCAUAUGAUACGAAAGCCGAAUUCAAUAAUUGUUUUAUUAUUCAUUCAAAAUAAUUCCUACUUUAAAAACAUGGCUCAAACAUGCUAACCUCCAUCGAUCCAUCAAUGUUAAGUUCAUCUUCGAUAGAGCACGUUUAGGUUUGUUCAGCUCCGCAAAUAUUCUCCAAAUAGCAGAUGUCGCCCUUCGAGUUGUCCUUUUUCUGUUCUUGUCCUGUUUUUAGCUACGUUUUCGACUAGUUCUUACUCUUGAAACGAGUGAAAUGUCCGCCAUUUUACAAGUUCACAAUCAAAACAACUCAACCUCGUCCCCAGGUCUUCUCGGUUAACGGUGCCCUAACCUGCGAAAACGCUGCAUUUUUGACGUCAUUUCCUCGUUAAACACAAAAUUCUUCCAAAUUUGGUCAUCAGUAACUGGUUAUGGUGAAUUAAACGAGUGCUUUUAGCCAAUCAGAAUCGGGAAAAUAUUUUGAAUGAAUAAUAAUGUUAUUUAAUUACAUUUUAGGUGGAGGCGCUGGUGGAUUUUAUUCUAGUGGAAGAAGCUCAAUGCAGUUCGGAGGCUCAAUGGGAUAUGGCGGAGAAGGAGGCAAAGGAUUUCUUCAGGGAGGAGUGGGUGGAAGAGCUUGGUAUUACAAUGCUGUUGGUGGGUUUGGAGGGGGUGGUGGCGCUUAUGGAGCGGGAGGAGGUGCUGGAGGUGGAGGAGGCUACUCUGGGGGAAGUAGCGGGAAUAAUUUAGCUGACUCCUGUGGAGGAGGGGGAGGAUCUUACAAUGCUGGAAAUAAUCAGCGAAAUGAAUGCUGUUAUAAAACAGCUGGACAUGGUCAGGUGACCAUAAUAUUGAUAUAG